Procambarus clarkii (red swamp crayfish) is the source of this 432-nucleotide messenger RNA. RefSeq lists its product as uncharacterized. The record is from RefSeq and is a predicted model, not a curated record. NCBI's taxonomy places the organism in Eukaryota, Metazoa, Arthropoda, Malacostraca, Decapoda, Cambaridae.
AUGUGUGCUGGCCUGCCAACAUUGCAGGAUGGCAGACCACCCAUGCAGGAGGGCUGGCCACCCCUGCAGGAUGAAAGGCAACCACUGCAGGAUGUCAGACAACCACUGCUGGACAGCAGGCCACCACUGCAGGACUGCCUGCUACCACUGCAGGAUGGUAGGCCACCACGGAAGGUGGGCAGGCCACCACUGCAGAUGGGCAGGCCACCACUGCAGGAUCGCAUAACACCACUGCAGGAGGGCAGGAAACCAUUGAAGGAUGGAAGACCACCACUGCAAGAUGGCAGACCACCACUGCAGGAGAGCAGAUCACAACGGCAGGAUGGCAGACAACCACUGCAAGAUGGCCUACCACCACUGCAGGAUGGCAGACCACCACUGCAGGAGAGCAGGCCACCAAUGCAGGAUGGCAGGCCACCACUGCAGGAUUGA